AUGACAAAUAUUUUAAACCGCGUUGAUACAAAGCCCGAAGAAAAUGAAAAAGGAACACCUGGUCCCGGCAGUAAUGUCGGUUGCAACCAAACAUCAACAGGACCCAAUAAUUCGGCUGUCGUGGCGCUUUUUCCCAACACCGCAAGCUCUUGUUCCUCCACAGAAGAUAUAUUACCUCAGAAACCACCGACAAAUACACCAGCAUUGGCACAAGGGCCUUCUUCUUCAGUAAUUACUCAGCAGCUGGGACAGACUCAAUCAAAUGAUCAUCCGUCAUCUUCGAAGGCGGCAGUUCUCCCGGGUUUAGAGAAUAAUGAAAUCAAUCGAUUGCCCGAUUGUAAAUCAGAAAAUAAGACAAGCCCCGAGGUCGAAGAGGGUACAGCCUCUUCUUCUUGUAAUAAGGGAACUGGAGAAGUAAGUUGUGAUACUGUUGUACCGCCAACUUCAACAGGUAAUAAUUCUGCUGCUGUUGAAAAGAUUGAAGCAAAAGAAGAUGAAAAAGAGAAGAAUAAUCAAGCCAGUUCUGGAGAAAAACGGAAACUAGAAGACGAUGGAAGUGAUGAGCAAUCCUCUGCCAAACAGAAAAGUGAAAAACACGAAGAACGUCUCAAAAUGCAAGUUCUUGUAUCAAAUUUUUCUGAAGAUCAACUUAAUCGUUAUGAAAUGUACAGGCGGGCUGCAUUUCCUAAAGCAGCCAUCAAAAGGCUAAUGCAAUCUAUCACUGGUUCCUCAGUUUCACAGAAUGUUGUCAUUGCAAUGUCAGGUAUUGCAAAAGUUUUUGUAGGAGAAGUUGUUGAAGAAGCCUUGGAUGUUCUGGAACAGUGGAAGGAUAGUGGACCUCUCCAACCAAAACAUCUUCGAGAAGCUGUGCGUCGACUCAAGCAUCACGGACUUGUACCUAGCACCAAAUAUAAAAAUUCUUUCAAGGUUCAAAAGUUUUUCUUUUCUCUCUUGAGUAGACAAGGUUCUCUUUUUGGUCACCAAACUCCGUUCUUUCUUCACUUAUUUUCCUCCCGUCCGCCUGGAUAUUACGCCUUUUCUUUUACAGCCGCUAGAAGCUCCACACUCCACUUAUGGACUUCCUUCCAACUUUCUUUUCUGUGGCUUUUUCAAGAGGACUUCUCAAAACUUUCUCUGAAGGGGAAACUUGCACUCAGCAACUUUGUUACCCAUACAUCCUUUACUUAUGGGCAAACGCUCCUGCCUUUUCAGCAGGGAGAGAGAAAACGAACCUCUUCUUUCUAA
Molecule: messenger RNA, 1245 nt
Organism: Acanthosepion pharaonis
Lineage: Eukaryota; Metazoa; Mollusca; Cephalopoda; Sepiida; Sepiidae
Source: the annotation of a GenBank genome assembly